Lolium rigidum is the source of this 1229-nucleotide messenger RNA. Its product is annotated as OVARIAN TUMOR DOMAIN-containing deubiquitinating enzyme 11-like. Gene Ontology annotation, biological process: protein deubiquitination. The coding region runs from base 146 to 829 and encodes 227 amino acids. The transcript has 10 exons. Gene Ontology annotation, molecular function: cysteine-type deubiquitinase activity. NCBI's taxonomy places the organism in Eukaryota, Viridiplantae, Streptophyta, Magnoliopsida, Poales, Poaceae. The record is from RefSeq and is a predicted model, not a curated record.
CGCGCAGUCCGACAGCAAGUGGGAGCUACGCCUACUACUGAUGAACUCGCCCCCCUCUUGUCGCGCGCGCGGCCGGCCCUGAUCCCAAAAGCCGCCUAUUUGGAGGUCUAAGAUCUUGUUAAUGUUCAUCUGGAGAUAGCAUGUGAUGUCUGAACAACAGGACCAUGCUAGUAAAAGCUCUAGCUCAAGCAUCAGCACCAGCACUCAGGAGAGCGAGGAGGAAGCGUCCGUAACUAUAGGUAGCCUGCUCGCCCAAGCAAGGAACAACAGUGGGCGUCGUCUUGGGAAGCGCCUCUUGCAUUUGGGUUCAAUCCCGCACACCCCUCGAGUUAACGGAGAGAUUCCUAACGUUGACAAUGCAACCUUGGAUCAUGAAAGGUUGUCGGAAAGGUUAGGGACUUACGGUUUGGCCGAGUUUCAAAUAGAGGGAGAUGGGAACUGUCAGUUUCGAGCUUUGGCAGACCAGAUUUUUUGCAAUCCUGAUUAUCACAAACAAGUCAGGAAGGCAGUCAUGAAACAGCUAAAGGAAUUCAGAAAACGCUAUGAAGGCUAUGUACCAAUGGAAUAUAAGGUGUACCUGAAGAAAAUGAAAAGAUCUGGGGAAUGGGGGGAUCAUCUGACCUUGCAAGCAGCUGCAGACCGGUUUGGUGCCAAAAUUUGUUUGGUGACGUCAUUUAGAGACACCUGCUUAAUUGAGAUAGUCCCCAGGGACCUGACUCCCACAAGAGAGAUUUGGCUGAGCUUCUGGUGUGAAGUACACUACAACUCCUUGUAUGGAACUGACGAUAUCCUGACCCGCAAAACUAAGAAGAAGCAUUGGUUGUUCUAGGGUGGUUCCAACUUCUGAGGAGCUUCUCUGUGUAAGCUGUUCUUCUCUCUUCAGUUCGGCGGGGGUCUGCAGUAGUACUACUAACGGCUUGCUACCAUGGCCAACAUUGUAAAAUCCAGGUUGAAGCUCUGCUUGGAACGCAUAUGAAGGACACAGCCAUGAAAAUAUCCCGCGUCCCUCGAGCUUGCUUAGGCUUAUGAGCUAAUGUACAGUAAGUUUCAAUGAGGAUCUUUGCAGCUUUAAGCUCCAUGAGUUGUGUUCUGCGUUCCCUGAGCUUGCGUAGCCUUAUAUGAGCUAAUGUACAGUAAGUUUCAAUGGGCCCUGCAGUCUGCAAUGAGGUUCUUUGCAGCUUUAAGCUCCAUGGUUUAUGUUCUAUAUAGUACACAUGGUUUUUUUUUCA